Molecule: messenger RNA, 1190 nt
Organism: Rhinolophus ferrumequinum (greater horseshoe bat)
Lineage: Eukaryota; Metazoa; Chordata; Mammalia; Chiroptera; Rhinolophidae
Gene: C12H9orf153
Product: chromosome 12 C9orf153 homolog
Exons: 3
Coding region: 243-1010 (255 amino acids)
Source: RefSeq, a predicted model, not a curated record
AAUCUGAGGUGUUUCAGAGAAAAUGUUUGGUUGAAACAUGAUUAAUUUGACAGACCUAGAGUACGGAGAAAACACAAGAAAACUUUAAAUGGUAUAAAAUUUAAAAAGUGUCCCACUUACAAAGUUGAGAAGAUUUAAAAAGUGUUACCCCCUCACCUUUGUAUUUUAUCUAACUUUUGACCUUUCAUUUCAUAUCCCCUUAUGUUGACUUUUUAGGAAUUAGAGAAUAAAAUCCCAGCACAAUGCUCUUCCACAGAGACACCGACCCAAGUCCAGAUGACACGUCCACCGAGUCUCCCAGGUGUUCGCUGCCAGAAUUAUAUGCAUUUGUUGACAAUUUUAAUAAGGAGAGCAAGAAAUCGAAUCUCCUAAAAAUUUACAGUAUUUCACCUAGUGAAGCACAGAAAAUCCUCAGUCAAAAACCGAAUGCUAUGCCAGUCAUCAGCGGACCUAACGUGAGAGAAGAUCCUCAGCCUCUUUUCAUGGGCAAGGUGGUUAGAAAAGAGCAGGAGAGUCCAGAAGUUAUGACUGAAUUCCUACACUGCUGCUUACUGACUGGCUCAUGCCUUCCCAUAGAGAGACUCUCCAAAUCCCAGCGGAGACUAACUAAGUAUGGGAUCCCUCCUCCCUCAUACACUUUUCCGUCUGAGAUUCUCACUGAUCCCUCCAGCUCUUUGGCCACCACAAAGAAGAUUCAGGACACCAAGCUGGGCAUUUCCCAUGUCAAGCCAGAAAAGUUUAUCUUUGAAGAUAGAGUUUCUGGAUAUGUAUUAGCUGAUCCAGAUAAACAAUUCAUGGAUCUAAGGGAUCUGGAAUGGAGAUAUUAUAAGGGGAUUGCAAAGUGGAAGCACAACACUACAGAUUCAUUUAUAAACAUACCAUACAACAGUGAGAAGAGGUUUGUAGAAAGCCAGAAGAUGCCUGAUGUUAUUUUCCCCCCUCUAGUUCAUAGGUCUUUGGUCAUUUAUCCUCGAAUUGAUUAUCCAAAAAACAUAACUCCUCCUUCUUAAAUGGAAUAUGCAGUUCAUUAGAAUAUUGUGGAUGUGGAUUUUGCUUUUGAGAACAUUGAAUUUAUACACAAAAAGUAAAGAAGCAGAGGCAUCAUGGAACAUAGGAAGUGAGUCUAUACAAUAUGCAUGUGAGGUCCAAAAUCAAACCAUUAUAUGGAGUAAAGGUUCCAAUUGAUCUAU